Messenger RNA from Sabethes cyaneus, 1287 nucleotides. It is a transcript of the gene Cpr100A, whose product is annotated as cuticle protein 2. Gene Ontology annotation, molecular function: structural constituent of chitin-based larval cuticle. Gene Ontology annotation, cellular component: chitin-based extracellular matrix. The record is from RefSeq and is a predicted model, not a curated record. The coding region runs from base 147 to 899 and encodes 250 amino acids. The transcript is spliced from 3 exons. NCBI's taxonomy places the organism in Eukaryota, Metazoa, Arthropoda, Insecta, Diptera, Culicidae.
UCCCGCCCGACGGAUCAGGAUCUGUGCGUGUCGUCUUCUAGUCCGCGAGUGUGCGUGUGUAGCUUGAGAGUAAAGGCUUUCCGGAAGAAAAGCAGUUUACCACACAAGGAAACCUCGACGGAAAAUAAAAGGCAGAAGCUUUCAUUAUGUUUCGAUUUAUUUUGUUAUCGACGUUGCUGGUGGCAGCGACCGCCCAGUACCAAGGCGGAUACAACCGGGAUCCGAAGACCGCUGCUAUCCUGAGUGAACAGCGCUAUCUGGCCGGGGACGGCAAGUUUGGCGCUGCCUACGAUCAGGAAGAUGGAACAAACUUCAAGGAGGAAACGGAUGCCGAUGGUAACCGUCGUGGAUCAUACAGCUACGUCGAUCCUUCUGGACAAAGAAGAACUGUUUCCUACGUUGCUGGAAAGAAUGGAUUCCAAGCUUCUGGUGACCACCUGCCAGUAGCCCCUGCUGCUCCGGCUCAUGCUGCGCCUCAGCCUCAGUACCAACCCCAACCUCAGUACCAAUCCCAGCCGCAGUACCAGCCUCAGCCGCAAUACCAGCCGCAGCCACAGUACCAGCCCCAAUUCAGCAGCGGAGGCCGUAGCUUCGAUAACCAGGGUUAUGACGAUGGACAGUACGAUCCCCGCUGGAACGACCCAUCUUUCAGCGAUCAACAUUCCCGUCAAGCUCCCGCUCCCAUCCCAGCUCCAGCCCCAGCACCUGUCCACAACUAUCGCCCUGCACCAGCACCAGCUGCUCCUGCUCCGCAGUACAAUCACUACAACCACGCCCCGGCUGCCCCACAACCUCAUCAGGAAUGGACUACUCAGGCCCCACAUCGGUUCCAGCCUCCGGGCAAACUGCAGCUGAACAGAACCCCUGACGGCUUCAGUUACUCUUUUAACAAAGUCUAAGUAAUCGAUACUGAAAGCAAGUCAAAGAGAUUGAAAGAGAGACGGUGUGAUCGCGUGUGUGAGCAAGCGAGCGACAGAUAGAGAGAGAACGCGUGAAACGUAAAGGAUUCCAUUCACCUCCACUGCCACAGAUCCUUCGGAAUUCCCCACCAACCUCCUUUCAGAUUAGCGCGCGUGUUCUGUUCACUGUUUGUUUUAGUAGUCGAGUAAGAGAUACUGCCUGUUGUGAUAUAAGUACGUAGGAGAUACUUAACCAUUGAAUAACGUCUACACUGCUUUAGCUAGAUUUUAUUUAAUCGUCCAUUAAUCUCUAUUUUGAAUACGAUACUCUCAUUAUAGUUUUCUCUGAAUUAAAUAUCCGGAAAAUUUUCAAACUACGAACCAAUUG